This is a messenger RNA of Canis lupus familiaris (dog), 846 nucleotides long. It is a transcript of the gene TNFSF10, whose product is annotated as TNF superfamily member 10. Lineage: Eukaryota; Metazoa; Chordata; Mammalia; Carnivora; Canidae. The record is from RefSeq and is marked provisional. Gene Ontology annotation, cellular component: membrane. Gene Ontology annotation, biological process: immune response. Gene Ontology annotation, molecular function: tumor necrosis factor receptor binding; CD40 receptor binding.
AUGCAGGCCCCGGGGGGCCCCAGCCUCGGGCUGACGUGCGUGCUGAUCCUCAUCUUCACUGUGCUGCUCCAGUCCCUCUGCGUGGCCGUCACCUACAUGUACUUCACCAGGGAGCUGAAGCAGAUGCAGGACAAGUACUCCCAAAGUGGCAUCGCUUGUUUCUUAAAGGAAGAUGAUAUCCCCUGGGACCCCAGUGAUGAAGAGAGUAUGAACAACCCCUGCUGGCAAGUGAAGUGGCAACUCCGCCAGUUUGUUAGAAAGAUGAUUUUGAAAACCUAUGAGGAAACCAUUCCUACAGCUCCAGAAAAGCAGCUAAAUAUUCCUUACGUAGUAAGCGACCGAGGUUCUCAGAGAGUAGCUGCUCACAUAACUGGAACCAGUCGGAGAAGCAUGUUUCCAAUUCCAAGCUCCAAGAAUGAUAAAGCUUUGGGCCACAAAAUAAACUCCUGGGAUUCCACAAGAAAAGGACAUUCAUUCUUGAAUAAUUUGCACUUGAGGAACGGAGAGCUGGUUAUCCAUCAAAGGGGGUUUUAUUACAUCUACUCCCAAACAUACUUUCGAUUUCAGGAACCUGAGGAAAUUCCAACAGGACAGAACAGAAAGAGAAACAAACAAAUGGUCCAAUAUAUUUACAAACACACGAGUUAUCCGGACCCUAUACUGCUGAUGAAAAGUGCUAGAAAUAGUUGUUGGUCUAAAGAUUCUGAAUAUGGACUCUAUUCCAUCUAUCAAGGUGGGAUAUUUGAGCUUAAGGAAAACGAUAGAAUUUUUGUCUCUGUAUCUAACGAGCAAUUGAUUGACAUGGACCAAGAAGCCAGUUUUUUCGGGGCCUUUUUAAUCGGCUAA